Molecule: messenger RNA, 5201 nt
Organism: Hippocampus comes (tiger tail seahorse)
Lineage: Eukaryota; Metazoa; Chordata; Actinopteri; Syngnathiformes; Syngnathidae
Gene: csnk1g1
Product: casein kinase 1, gamma 1
Exons: 14
Coding region: 440-1849 (469 amino acids)
Biological process (GO): protein phosphorylation
Molecular function (GO): ATP binding; protein serine/threonine kinase activity
Source: RefSeq, a predicted model, not a curated record
CGGGCGGUGCCGUUUUUCUACAUCCGGUGUCUUCGAACCUCUCACCAGCCAGCAGUGAGCGAAGGCGGACUACUGAAGAAUAAUGGGGAGGACUGCCACUCUGCUGCUAACAUGAAAUUUCACCACCAACAAGUAACACCAAGAGCCUUGAGUCAAGACUCGCUCUAACAUAGCGAGUCCAGCAGCAACACACCUUGCAGCGCGUGCCCUUUUCAUCUGGAUAUAUUGCGACCAAGGUUUUUCGUCAGUCUUCCCUCCCCUGACCGAUGUUGAGGCCAGAGUGAGGACAGAAGCGUGUCCAAACCAGCGUUUGUCUCAUGAGUGUGUGUGUGCCAUCUCGGCACUGCCAUUGACUAGGGCUGUGGCCGCGGUGGGCCCGCCCCAAGGGGGCCUUUGUACACAUCACACCAGGCCCUCGUUGAACUGUGCUGCUCACGCCAUGGAUCCACAGAGGGACAAAUAUGGCGAGCGGCCUGCCAGGAGUACGAAAGUUUCCCAGGGAAGUCGCAGUGGACACACGUCCCGGCCAUCGGGCUCCUCAAGCUCCUCUGGGGUUCUCAUGGUGGGCCCAAAUUUUCGUGUUGGCAAAAAGAUUGGCUGUGGAAACUUUGGUGAAUUGAAGCUAGGUAAAAAUCUCUACACCAAUGAAUAUGUAGCUAUUAAACUGGAACCCGUAAAGUCAAGGGCACCGCAGUUGCAUUUAGAGUACCGGUUCUACAAAACGCUGGGAACUACAGCCGAAGGUGUGCCGCAAGUAUUUUACUUUGGACCCUGUGGGAAAUACAAUGCCAUGGUUCUGGAGCUCUUGGGCCCAAGUCUGGAGGACUUAUUUGACCUAUGUGACAGGACCUUUUCAUUGAAGACUGUCCUAAUGAUCGCAAUUCAGUUGAUAUCUCGAAUGGAGUAUGUGCAUUCUAAAAACCUCAUCUAUAGAGAUGUAAAACCUGAAAAUUUUCUCAUUGGACGGCAAGGGAAUAAAAAGGAGCACAUUAUCCACAUUAUUGACUUCGGCUUGGCCAAAGAAUACAUCGACCCCGAGACCAAAAAACACAUUCCAUACCGGGAGCAUAAGAGCUUGACUGGCACUGCCCGCUACAUGUCCAUCAACACGCAUUUAGGCAAAGAGCAAAGCCGAAGAGAUGACCUGGAAGCCUUAGGUCACAUGUUCAUGUAUUUCCUUCGUGGGAGUUUGCCGUGGCAAGGGCUCAAGGCUGACACACUGAAAGAGCGAUACCAAAAGAUUGGAGACACUAAACGAAACACUCCCAUCGAGGUCCUGUGUGAGAACUUUCCAGAGGAGAUGGCCACCUACCUGCGAUAUGUAAGACGGCUAGACUUCUUUGAAAAGCCAGACUAUGAAUAUUUGAGGACUUUAUUCACUGAAUUGUUUGAGCGCAAAGGAUACACCUUCGACUACACGUACGACUGGGUUGGCAGGCAGAUUCCCACACCAGUGGGAUCUGUCCAUAUAGACUCUGGGGCAUCUGCAGUCACGAGAGAGAGCCAUCCCCACAGAGACCGGACCUCCGCACACCCACCAAUAAGAAAUCAGACAGCAGUCUCUGAUCGACGAGGAGCAUGGGAGGUGCAGCCCUCUCGCCAAGCAAACUCCUCCUACCUGACCUCUCACCUAGCAGCGGACAGGCACGGGGGCUCAGUGCAGGUGGUCAGCUCAACCAACGGGGAGCUGAAUGCCGACGAUCCGCUGGCAGCUCAUUCCAAUGCGCCGAUCACCGCCCAGGCAGAGGUGGAAGUGGUCGACGAGGCCAACUGCGUGAAAAUGCUCAACCUGUGGUGCUGCUGCUUCUUCAAGCGAAAACGGAAGAAGAACACACCGCGACACAAAUGAUGGUCAACGGGCAGUUCAGUUGAUUGUGCUGUCAGAAAUCAGUGAGGUUCCAUUCAAGCGCAGGGAAAGGAGAGCCCACCAUGGCGCCGUUUUCUGAAAGGACCAGCGAAAUGUUUUUGGCACACUUUGCUCAUUUGCUGGGAAUCUUUUUUUUUUUUCCCCACCUCCUCAUCCAGGAUUUGCGGGAUAACAUUGUGUUGAAACUUUUGCAAAGCGUAAUUUUGCUCCAGGUGCAUUUUUCUCCUUUCUGCAUCUUGUUUUUUUUUUCUUCCUCCUCCUGUCAUUUAUGAUUGAUCGUUUGACUCGCUGAAUCAUAUUUCAUUUCCCCGUCGCUAACUCUUUUUGAUGAAAAAUCCCAUUGUGGGUAUUCCUGACGUGGGACUGAAUGUAAAGCAUGACACAUGAGGAGCCAAGAGCAUAAACCGCUUGCAUUAGCUCCUGCACUUUCUGCCUCCAAAUAGGUGAGCCGUGGGACCGGAGAGCACAGGACACCAUACACGCGCGCACACACACGCACACACCCCUCCUGCACUGUGCUCUCAGAGGAGGAUCUCUGCUCCGGCUCCGAGGUCAAGUGCCCCUCUCGACACACUACAACCCUCCAGACUCUUGCCCUGUUUUGUGAACACUCGGAGUUGGGCUGAAAAGAAGAAACUAUUUAUGAUAUUUAUCUCUUGGUUGCCACCAGUUUUCUUACUAAUUCUCCCAACAUACACGCUGAAUGUAUGAACCGAAAAGUAAGUGAAUUCGGAGCAUUUAUGUAGUUCGUCCUGUGCAUGGGAAGGAAAGAGCGCAACGUUUCAAGGCGAGACCAAAACUAAGGUGGAGAGGCCGUGUGAUGUUCUUGAGAUGGGAUGUGAUGGACUCUGCACCAGUAGUUGCUUUAGAGCUCCUCAACACUACUGUUCUCUGCCUUAACCCCAAACAACCACCUCACUUGACUGGUGUAAAAAAAAAAAAAUAAAUAGCAUCCUGAUCUGAUCGUUGUUAUAUUUGCAGCAGUUUGAGGGGUUAAGUGAUUUAUAAAAAAAAAAAAAAAAAAGCCCAUAGUUGUGGACUGUGAAUGACUGAUGGAUUCCAGCCUGACAUCCCCCAGCCCCCAGACACUGCAAAGCAAUGCUCGAUGAUCCCGACUGUUGUCAACCUGGAGAGAGAUUGUAUCCGCACCAUUUGUGUUUUGACGUCACGUCGCGGAGGGCUGCCUUGAAACAAAUAUCCUCAGUACGUCACCUUGCCUUUCCUCCUAACGCAGCUUUUAUUUUUAAUUUUUUUUUUUAGUUCAUGUCUUGCUAAUGUGAACAUAUUUUUUUCCAAUGCAAUUGUCUGUUCAAUCCAAAUAGCCAUGGCUUUAUGAGUAAGGUAAAGGUAGCAACAUGUGAAAAAAAAAAAAAAAAAAAAGCUUGAGAUCAUGACUGCACUACUUACAUUUGUUUGUUCCUCCUUUGCUCAUUCUCCAAUCAUGUCAUGUUAGGCAUUCAACGUGUGCCAGGCGGGGAACACGCGUUUGUCACCCCUCAUUUUUUGUGUGUGUGUGUACGCCAUGUCCCGCCCCCAUCCCCCUCCCCCACUGCAUGUACACAAGAAUCCACUCUCACUGGAGGCCUGGGUGCGGUGUUAAGUGGACCUGCAUUUGCGUAUUAUUUGAAGACAAAGGUUGCAGAUGUCCCCCAUCUCACCGAAUCCAUAUGCUUGUGGCGUGUAUUUACACUGUAUAGCUGUUGGUUUGUUCUUAGGCCUCGCCACUCACGUAAGGCCCAAGUUGUGUUAUUGAAAGUACUUGAAUAUGAGCAUCUGCAGGACCUUUUCUGAUAGUUGAAGUCAUCGUUGUCAUAGUGACUGAGGGGAAUCGGUGGGCGAUGGAGCUGUUUGAAUGACGGGUAUGGCUUCCCUUUGGGACGUGAUGGUGCCCGUUGACUGCUGGGGAGGCGGUGAUGUCGGUCAGACUGGGAGCAGGUCAACAUGAAAUGUUCAGCUGGAAGCCUUUUUGACCUCUGACUCCAAUAGUGGCGGCAGGCGGGCAGGGCCUUGUCCUUUUGGCUCCCUGAGAAAAGGUGAACCUGUUCCUGAUAUUGAGGUGCUGAAGCCAAACUAAAUAGCCUUUCAUGUUUUGUUUCGUGUUUCCCCUGGAUUCGCCUUGUGCCAUUCCUGAGACUACUAUGACUGCCUUUGAUCUGUGCCAGGAGAGUGGAAUGAUUUUGUUCAUUUUUUGUUUUCCCACCUGGUUCCAUCUUGUGUCCUUGGUAUUAAAAUGUGUCCACCGCCAUUAAAAAAAAAAAAAAAUCACAGUGCAUGGUGGCUGAAUUCAGUUACCGGGAAGUGUUGGAAGAGAGUGAGGAAAAGUGUAGUCACAGCUCCAGGAGUGAGAUUUCUUUGCUCCUGCCUCUUCCUUUCAGGGUGUCGCAGCACUUGACAGCCUUUUAUUUCCUUUGCAUUUGUGGGCCUCCUGCAGUGCGACGGUAUGAUUAGUAUGUGCAUGGCUUAUCUCGGGAAGACAGCGCUCCGUCUCCCGUGGACCACGUCUAUUGUCGGCUCUGUGAGACGUUAUGGCUUCCGGUUCAUGAACAUGAAAAAAAGACAUUCCAUUUUCUUUCCAGCAAAUUUUAGAGCUCAUCCGGUUUUGUUGCGUCAAGCUUGUGGUUGUGUGUGACAUCCAGAGCUUUGGAGUCAAAGACGCAUAAAACAAAGCUAAGGACAGUUCAAGUGGUUAUGGAAGGCUUCAUACCUUUUGGGUUCUCUGGCACUUUUCCUCAUUGCUGUACUGUAGAAUUGUCUUGGACUUACUGUAUUUUUUUUCUCUGAAGAAGAGGGUGACCUUUACUGCAAUGUUGUGACGCUUAUUUGAGAAUUGUAAAUUGUACAGACUUUGCAAUGGUAGUCUUGGUUCUUUCUAUUGGGAUUCCAUAUAAAAACUGUUUGAUUAUUUACCCCACCCCCCGCCUUCCAAACUGUGGAAAAUGUAGUUGUACAGCUCCAAGAGUUUAUUUUCCCCUCGACACAAUUUUCCCACCAGAUCUAUGAUUACGAGAAAUCUUAAAACUGUAAAUAAGUAUUAUUGUGUUGAAAUAUGAAUGUCACUUCAAAAAUGUACUUUGAGUUGGUCAAGGGCUUCAACAGUGAAGGACCCAAGUUUCCUAUUUUUAGUCGUUCUGAUUUUUAAUUUGAUGAAAACGUUUCCAAACUGCCCUCCCCACGCCUUUUUUUUAAUAUGAAUUGCUUGUUCUUCCCCUCCUUGGAUUCAUGUUCGAUUUGUUUCACAUGAAAAAUCACUUUUUAUUCCCUCCACGCCUAAAGGGAAAUCCAGUUUGCACCCUUUUUUAUGUCAAAUAAAAGAUUUCGCCACCUUUUGCUUUUA